Molecule: messenger RNA, 1458 nt
Organism: Podarcis muralis (Common wall lizard)
Lineage: Eukaryota; Metazoa; Chordata; Lepidosauria; Squamata; Lacertidae
Source: RefSeq, a predicted model, not a curated record
AUAAGUAAAUAAAUAAAUAAUAAUAAUUAAAAAAUAAUAAAAUAAAAAAUUGGGAUUAGGAUUAGCGGGAGCACGGUUGCGUAUUAGUUCUUGCCAGACCAGGUCACCUAGCCAGGUGCUGGUGGUGUACGCUCCUUCCAGCAUGCCUUCUGGUAAAAAACAGGCAUCUUCCCGCAAGGGGGACAAGGAAGCCACUCAAACUAAUUCAUUGGUGCCUGUUAUGCCGUGUAACCCGCAAGCAUUUGCUGAGUUCUUUGCGGCAUUUGAAACCUUUUAUAGGCAGUGUCGGCCAGGGGCCAUACCACUACCAGCACCACCGCCGGCCUCCCAAGGUUACAUUCCUGGCACCCUUCCCAGUAAUCAGGAACAACCAAGUACCUCUGCCUCUGGUUCGGGCAUAGCCCCACCGGAACCCGCCGCUGGGUCACCACGUAUAACUCGCUCUCAAUCUGCUCGCUCCCUUUGGUCUAAUUCAGGUUCCUCUGGUGGCAGAGCGCCUCCUGAGAGGUCUAGCAAUACUAAUUCUCAUCAGGACAUAGGUGUGCCCAGUUUCUUUCAGGAAGCAGCGCAGCAGCUCACGUCGGUGGAAGGAGAUUCCGUAUCAUCGUACAAAGAGGAACAACAGGGACUCCAUGACGACCCCCCGGCCGCUGCCCAGACUGUUGCUGACGCUGAGCAGCAGGGUGGGAAAAGGAAGUCCAAGAAGAAACACACUUCGAAAAAAGGAAAGAAAAGCAGGAAGUCGGAUUCCGAGGACGGGUCAGGUAAAGGGGAGAAAAAAUGCAUUUAUGGGAAGCGGAGAUACAGAACCCCGCAGUCGGAGCGUACUUUUGAAAAUUGGUUAGAUGGCUACCAAGUCUUCAUGGGGGUGGUUUCCGCAGCUUAUCCAAAACGCGCUAUGCAUCUCAUAGCACACAUGGCACAUGUUAGAAGGGCCUUUACGCUAGCAGGGGAGAAUGCCGCCUUAUCUUAUGAUGAGGAUUUCCGUAGAAACGCGGCACUUCUGCCAUCCACUCGCUGGGAAUUGAGGGACGAGAACUAUUGGAUGGAUCAUGUAGCUCCAUAUGUUAAGAAGAAAUCCCAGGAUUCUCCAAAGGUGAGAAAGAUGGAGCCAAAACGACGUCGGCAAUGUUGGGAUUUCAACAGGGGGGUCUGUUCCCGACCCGCAUGUAAGUAUGCACACGAAUGCGAAAGGUGCCUCGGUAAUCACCCGGGCUCCGCCUGCCCCAAAGGAAAGCAGCCCUUUCGAGGCGGCAGGGGGUACCUUUGGACACCCGCAGGGGACCUCCGGGAACUUCCAGUAAUGUGGCCCUUGGGCUAGCUCACACACCUAUCAAAUUGCACCUGUUAAAAGCCCUAUUAGAUCUAUACCCCAAUAAAAUAGCAGCGAGAUACCUUUGGGAAGGGUUUUCCUCAGGCUUUAGAAUCCCAGUCUCCUUUCCACCAAACCCGGGCGAU